Naegleria lovaniensis is the source of this 1962-nucleotide messenger RNA. RefSeq lists its product as uncharacterized. The record is from RefSeq and is a predicted model, not a curated record. Gene Ontology annotation, molecular function: protein binding. Bases 1 to 1962 code for a protein of 653 amino acids. NCBI's taxonomy places the organism in Eukaryota, Heterolobosea, Eutetramitea, Acrasida, Naegleriidae. The transcript has a single exon.
AUGCAAGAAACGAUGAUCGCUACAAACAAUUCCAAACACCCAGGUGUGGAUUCCGAAUCGGAGGCUACAAACCAUGAGCAAUCCAGUACCUUCAAUCAUAAUGCUUUAGAAAAUGACCAUUGUCAACACAUCAGUUUGUGGCUUUAUCCAACUGGUGUUUUUCCUCAAGAGGUAUUCCUCCUGAUUUUAUCUUUUCAGAAUCCCAAAUUCGUUUUGAAUCAAAUUUCAUCUGUUUGUAAGGCUUGGUACCAGUUGGUGAGGGAGAAUGAAUAUUUGUGGAGACAGUACUUAUUGGAUUGUUACGGAGUGACGUGGCACAUGAGGAAUGACAAAGCAGAUCCGAACACUCGUUCCAAGGAUCGAUGUGAAUCUUUGGAAUUGUUUUGUGCUAUCAGUGAGAAGCUACACUCGAGAAGAAUACUUGUACGUGAUAAGAUUGUACAUGUUGUAAAGAAAGACUUGAGCUGUGGUGGUCGUGGGGUCUGUCACUCGCAAUAUGCCAUCGCCAACAUCAUUCCACUAUUGCAAAAUAGUUCCCAUCAAAGCAAUAGAUACUAUCUCUCAGAUAUUCCAGUUGAGUAUAGAGACGGAGGAUUUCAUGGAUGUCACUUGUAUGACUUCAGCAAGCUCAACUCAACUCCUUAUGUGAUUGAUUUAUAUCUUGCCGUGGAUACCAUGUCUCCACUCGUGGAUCAAAUACUACUUCCAAAAGAUGACAACUGUGAGGUCAAUGCUACUCAAAUUACUUCUUCUCUUGUGCGAAAAUUGGGAGGAAUUCGAGCUACUUCAAAUUCAUUCGAAUUUUAUGACUUUUCAAGAAAGUUGGUGUGGUCCCAAAGCGCACAAACAUUAUUGCAUUUUAGAAAUGAGAGAAAGAACUAUGCAAGUAGAUACCUAAAUUGUAUUUAUAUCUAUCACUAUCACAGGUUAGACUAUUUGGUUUUGGCAGUCAAUGGUGGUAUUAAGGUGAUCACUCAGGAAUCCGCCCAACUUGUAUGGGAAGAUGAAGAUGGACCGAAUACUAAAAUUCUUCUCAACGAUGCUAUCAAUUUGAAAUUUGGAAUUGUGACCUGUCUCAACGCAGACUAUUCCAAAUUUUUUGCAUGGAAUGUGGAGAAUGGUGAGCGUUUAUGGAGUGUGACACUUUCUUCCUUAAUUCCAAUCUCAAUGAAUGCUCACUUCGCAGCAAUCAAAGCAUUUUCCGUUAAAAGAAUUAUUUGUGGGCAAUAUUGGAUAGAGUCGAGAAGUGAAGAGGAUACCAUAACUAUUCUAUUGCAUGCUUCCUCAGCUAGACCUCUCAUAUUCUUUGAUGGCGAGUUGAUUCGUGACAUGUAUGUGGUAUCUAUUAGAGAAUACAAGGAGCCUGUUGAAACCAUUGUCACUACCUUAUUUAUUUAUUCAUUGAGCCGUAUUGCAUUAAUUGAAUCCACAUGUACCUAUAACAAUGAGAAACUAACAUCCAUGACUAUUGAAACAAAAUGGGAGUCUCUACCUCAAAAUCAAGAAAUUGUGUUGGAGAGCACGAAUGUUGAUAUUGUCAAGGUGCCUCUGACUGGAAGUGAAAUUAGGAAACGAAUGAAACAAUAUCAAUUAUGUAAAUCUCCUCAUUUCGCAUGUCAUGACAUGGAGAUCAAUUACUCUGAAUUGGAUGACAUUUGUAAAUAUGAUUUGAUUAUAUUAAGUACGUACAACAAUGAGCUCAUCAUUGAAAGAUUUAGAACAGAUAAUGGUGACUUGUUGUUUCGUUCUAUAUGGUCCAAGCAUUCAUCAUCAGAUUCUGUUCCCAUUCAAACCCAUGCUCCAAUCAACGUGAAUCGAGAAUCGUCCAAAAUAUAUGCAGAAGUUCGUGGUAAGGACUUAUUCAUUGUAAGACAACCAGAAAACCAUGCAGAUGAUUGUAUCAUUAUUUUGGAUUUGGAGAGUGGCUCUGAAAAGUGUACAUUAUCAUGUCACAAUAAAUAG